AUGGCGUCAUCAACACCUUCCAAGCCAAAAUGGGCAACAGUCAAGACAACUCUGCCUGUUCGUCCGUUGCCGCUCAACUCUACGUGGGCUCCAGUCACGACUGAUCGCUUAAUCAUCCGUGCCCUGGUUGCUGAAGACCUCGACAGCCUGCACCUGAUCCGCUCACAACCCGAGGUCAUGAUCAACACUCCCCAGGGAAGACCAGACAUAGAUGUUGAUGAAACCCGGCCAAGGCUCGAGUUUUUCCUACCGCCAAAGGAUGGGUCACACUACAACUUUGCCAUCUGCCUCAAAGAAACAGGCGAAAUGAUUGGCAUCGGCGGCUGUCACCAGAUCAAGUCUAUUUUCGGCUGGCCGGCCAUGGGAUACAUGUUUCGAACAGACGCCUGGGGCAAGGGAUAUGCGACCGAGUUCACCAAGGGGUGGUUGGACAUGUGGUGCAAGCUGCCCCGAGAAGAGGCAGAGAUCGAAGUGGACCAACGCACCUUUUCCGAGGGGGAUGAGCAGCCGCUGGAGAUCAUGGUGGCGUUUACGUCGGCGGAAAACCUUGCCAGCCAAAACGUCCUUAGCAAGUCUGGGUUCGAGCGAUUUUUGGACUGGGAGGAUGCUGAUUUGCGGAAUCCCGACAACCAGAUCACUUUGGUGGCGUAUAGAUAUUUUACGGGCAAGCACCUGGCCAACUGA
Messenger RNA from Trichoderma aggressivum f. europaeum, 684 nucleotides. RefSeq lists its product as uncharacterized. Gene Ontology annotation, molecular function: acyltransferase activity, transferring groups other than amino-acyl groups. NCBI's taxonomy places the organism in Eukaryota, Fungi, Ascomycota, Sordariomycetes, Hypocreales, Hypocreaceae. The coding region runs from base 1 to 684 and encodes 227 amino acids. The transcript has a single exon. The record is from RefSeq and is a predicted model, not a curated record.